AGUCGAACCAAUUUUCUCCCCUUCCCUUAUUUUUUCUCCCAUCCCAUCCUGCGACCACGAGAAAUUAAUAAUUAAAAUUUAAUGAAAUCAAAUUGAAAUAGAUCCAUCACGAUUGUAAAUGAGACUAUAACUGUUUAAACAACUUUGUAAUUUAACGGAGAAUGUGAAAUGAACCAGCAGUCGAACUCUCCGCAUAGAUGAAUUCAAUCUACAUGUUAUCCCGUUAAAUUUAGGUUUCGUUGCUACAAGUCAACAAAUGGUAACUAAGAGAGAAAAGCGUAGGUGCUGUCGUCAUUUUGGUCUAUAUAUUAUGGGUCAAUCGGCUCUCUCCAUCCGAAGUUGAAGGCGAAUUCUUCAGGAGUCAAGUUGCUCUGCAGUCUGCACGAAGACUACGCUAGGCUAAUUUCCUUAUACUUGAUUUCAUUCCAGUUAAGGCAAAUUUUCCAAAACCAUUUUGUCAGAAAGACAUAAAAUAAUAAUGUUGAAUAAGACUUCGAAUUUUGUCUGUUGGCUUGUCGCUUUGUUACUGGUAAAUUUCUUCACGAAAGUCGUCAGUAUUGAUGAUAGGAAAGUUAACAAACAUCAACUUGAAAAUCAUCACCUUCGUUUGAGCUCUUCAAGGGUAUGUCUCUUAUCCAUCGUCAAAUAUGAGCAUAAAAGUCUUUCCUGUAAUAAUCCUUAUAAAUUUUUACUUGUCAUUUUUCAGAGCCCCUUAGUUAAAGAUAAGGAAUUAACGACUGUCAGUAUGGGAAUUUUCGAAGAAAUUAUUCUCAACAUUUUAGCAGAUAAAAUGAAAUUCACGUAUGAAAUUAUUCCUCCAUCUGACAUUUUAACACUUGGUUAUCUCCAAGCAAACGGAUCGUGGACUGGAACAACCGGACAGUUGCAACGCAAGGAAGUUGACAUGUGUGUCACUACUAGUGCUCCGGCUUCUUCUAAGACACCGGUUCAAGACAUAUCCUAUCCGGUGGUGUACGUCGAUUCCGCUAUUGUAAUUCCAUUUCCUAAAGAGAAAACUAAGUGGAUAGUAACUUCAACCUUUAAGAAUAAUGAGGUUUGGUUGGCCACCGGAUCGUUUUUCAUAUUCAUGAUCCUGUCUGCAUGGAUUAUCCAUCGCAUUACCAUCUCAAAAUCGGAUCGCAAUAGCCAGAAUACAUUGCCAUUUUGGAUAUUUUAUUUUGUGUGCAUAUGGACAUUGUCUCAAGGGGAUACACUGAGAAAUCGAUCGACACCCAUUCGACUAGUUUGCAUAGUUUCCUUUUUCGGGAUUUUCAUCAUCAUGAAUUACUUUACGGCCUCGUACACUUCGAUUUUAUCCAUCCCCAAUUUUAAAACGACUGUCUCCUCCAUCGAGGAUUUGGCAAACAACAAAGCAGUCAUUCCACUUCUUGUUAAAGGCUCCAGUUCGGACGAGUUUAUUAUGGCUUCAACAAAUCCGACCCUGAAGAAAAUUGCGGACAACAUGAGAAAACAUCCGGAACGAAGAAUCCUUAAUGCGUUUACAGUUGACGAUAUUUCGACUAUUGUAAAAGAAGAAGCCGCCCUAAUUUUGGUAAAGUCUACCGCUGAAUCCUUCAUAGAUCACAGCUAUAAAAUCAACAACGACUGUAAAGUAACUCUGGCCGAAAAGACCUUCUUCAGUCGCCCACAAACUUUCUCCUAUCCGAAAAACAGCCCCAUAGUCAAAUCCGUAGAUUACAAUCUCCUGUUGAUGCAACAAGCAGGAUUGAUCCAAUACGCCGAAAAAAGAUCCGCCGUUCCUUACAACCGCUGCUCUAUCUCAGAAGCGACGAAAAUCGCAGCUAAUAAAGUAGUUCCACUUCAACUUAAAGACGUGGCCGGAGCGUUUGCUAUUCUCGCCUUGGGAUUCAUAUUGAGCUUUAUUCUUCUGUUCGUUGAAUGUAUCUUUAAGAAGAUGAACACAAAAUGAUGUAAGUUUUUUUUAAA
Messenger RNA from Daphnia pulex (common water flea), 1947 nucleotides. RefSeq names its product glutamate receptor ionotropic, kainate glr-3-like. The transcript has 8 exons. Lineage: Eukaryota; Metazoa; Arthropoda; Branchiopoda; Diplostraca; Daphniidae. Gene Ontology annotation, molecular function: ligand-gated monoatomic ion channel activity. Gene Ontology annotation, cellular component: membrane. The record is from RefSeq and is a predicted model, not a curated record. The coding region runs from base 479 to 1930 and encodes 483 amino acids.